AUGGAGAGAUCGAUGCAGCCCAUGGCGAGAUAUGGUGGGCGUCUUCUUUGCAUUGUGACACUCGCUGCAGCGCUGUGGUUGAGAAGCUCUGCAUUUGUCUCUUUUCAGGCAAGCAGCAGGGCAACAAGGAACCAAGCUAUCAUACCACGCAGGGCUGGUGCGCCAGUUGCGAACUCGGGCAGAAAGUUGAAGAUCAUGCUCCCCAAGGUGCUCGGAUUUCAAUUUGAGAGCGACAAGCCGAAGGAGCAGAGAAUCCAGCCACUGGUGGUGUUGGCUCGGGAUCAGCGUGCCCGUUUUUGGGAGAUGUCGAAGAAAGGCUGCAACGUGAGUGAGGUCUUUGUUCGCUAUGAGGGGAGGACUCCCUGGAAGCGCGUGGGUGAGAUCGUGCAUCGUGAUGGAGACUUCCGGGAAGCCAUCCAAGCGCAGUAUAAUUUUCUCAUCAAGCGUUCUUACAAGCUCUACAGGAAAUUCCGCUAUUGGCUACCGACUGCUGAACCGGUCCAGUUUGGAUAUACCGACACUGAGGGCAACAUUGUGCCUGUCAGCGCUGGACCUCUUGAGCUUGGUGUAGAACCUACAGAAAUGAAGGCGAUGAUCAAUAGGUGUGGCUUCGUGGGAUCUGAGAAGCCAAGAUAUUGGCGGCAUAUGCAAAGAAACGUGAAGGACAAGUACGAAACUAAGAAGGACUUCCAUAGAAAGAAGUUUUGGCUAACGCGACGUAAGUUCAACACAAGGCUGGCAGCCCACAAAUGGUAUGACCCGAACAAGUACCGUGGACGUUACAUGCAGGUUCAGAAGAUAAAGAGAGGCAUUGUCUCCGGGACGGGCCCCUCACGAUGA
Molecule: messenger RNA, 840 nt
Organism: Effrenium voratum
Lineage: Eukaryota; Dinophyceae; Suessiales; Symbiodiniaceae
Source: the annotation of a GenBank genome assembly